AUGCCCUCUGAGUCGUGCCGAUGGUACCCGGAUACGGUGACGCACCACAAACAAGGUGACAGCUACACCGUCUCUCGUGGUCGAAACUGCAAUCCGUUCGACUUGGCCACCUGUGAUGCCCGCAUUACAGAGUACACCCGUGCCAACUGCCAUGAGGCGAAGGCGACCGCCGUUAUUAACGCGCUGCACCCCCAGUUUAGGGGCCUGGUGCACGGCGUGAGUUGCGAGUUUCUGUUGCGUUCGUCCAUCACGCAGCUCGGCGUCAACGCCGUGAAUGUUGGGAUCGAAAUCGACCCUAAGCAGCGCUGCGCGGUUGUCAAGAUGGAUCUCGUCGCCCUGACUCCCCUCGCGGUGCUCAUGCUGGACUACAUUGCGGUCGGUGCUCACGUCGGCAAGCUCUUCGCGCUGGAGUCGAACCGCGUGGUGCGCAAUACGGACUACAUUACUCGUCUUCUGCACGCCGUGAAUCAGCGUGGCCAGCCGCUGCUCGUGUACGGCACCGGUGAGGCGCCGAAUUGGGACCUGAGAAUAGUGGAUGGCCGCGUGGUGGCGUACCUGCCCGUGCUGCCUGGAACGUUCACGUACAGUGGCGAGAUCCAUGGACUGCUGCCCACGAUCGGAAUGGCGCUGCGCAAGGGUACCGCGUACAAAGACCUCAUCCGCUUGCAUCAGGAGUUCCAUGAGGGCUACACGCGCGUCGCUGCAUCGUCUGGGGUUCUGAUGGUGCGUGGGUACGCCAUGCACUUCCGAACUGUAUUUGGCCGCGUGGUGGACAGUCUUUUGCCGAAGGGGCUGCACUCCAUGAGUUCGCGCCUCAUUGAACCGGAGGAGGGCCUGGCGGACGCCUCCGCUCGGGAGCGCGUGCUCGUUUUCUACGGCGACUCAAUCGACGAUCUCACCCACGUCCCCAUUGAGUUCUACACGCUAGAGUCGUACCGUGAGCAGGUGCCCUUCUCACUGCGCAAGACGCUGGCGGACCGUUGCAGCACGACGAGCAGCAUCUUGCGUGCCUUCAAGAGUGCGCCGAAAGGCGACCUGCCGUGCUGCACGUACGUGUGCAAGGGCGGGCAAUUCACGGAGAUGCACGCCGACGACUGGAUCGUGACGGACCCGAAGCAGACGACCUACGUUGGGAUCGAGAAUCCGGUGGAGCAGCAGGAGCUGGUGCAGCGGUACACGUAUCAGCAGUGCGAGUAUGCGAUCUUGUCUGCCAUUGCGAUUGGCGACAUCACCAGCGACGGCGUUCUUUUCACUCGCUACUUCCCGUCCCCGUGCUUGAAGUCCCUCCUCCUGUCCCGCGCGGUGUGUAAGAAGCUGCGAGCCAUCUUUUUCACCAAGGCAUCUCGCCACUACGGCUCUUUUUUCAGCCAGGAUGAUGCGGCGAUGCUGGGCGACCUCAACACGUUUGGCAUCGCCGUCUUUGAGGUCAACGAGCAGAAGGGGGAGGUGUACCAGUACAUUCGUCGCCCCGGCCGCGACGCCGGCGCCUUUGUACCUCUUGAGCGUCGUCACGAGUACGUCAACGCCACCUUCUUCGGCGUGUACGGCUCGAACCUCGUGGCGGGUGACUUUGAGGCGGAACUGAUGACGCUGCUGAGCGGCAUCCUGCACAUCAAGAAGACGUGCCAGCAUCCGCUCUUGAACGAGACGAAGCCGCUGGCGCUUGUAACGGGCGGCGGUCCUGGCGCGAUGGAGGUCGGCAACCGUGUGGCCAAGUCUCUAGGCAUCCUCUCGUGUGGGCUCAUCGUCGACUUUGGCAGCGUGGCUGCCAAGCCGGGUGCGACCAUCAACGAGCAGAAUCAGAAUCCGUACGUGGAGGCACACUUUACGUACCGCGCUGACAAGCUCGUGGAGCGGCAAUCGGACUUUAACUUGGACUUUCCCAUCUUUCUCACCGGUGGCAUUGGGACGGACUUUGAGUACGCAUUGGAGGAGGUGCGACGCAAGGUGGCGACUGUGCCACCGAACCCGGUUAUCCUCUUCGGCACGCCGGAGCACUGGGGCGCCAAGAUCUCCGGCCGCUUCCAGGCCAACUUGCACAGCGGAACCAUCAGAGGGUCGGAGUGGAUUUGCACCGUGCCGUGGGUUGUCUCCACUGGCGCGGAGGCGCUGGAGGUGUACCGGCAUUUCUUCGAGGGCAAACUGCCGGUGGGGCCGAACAAGCCAACAAAUGAUCGUGGGUUUAUGGUGGCCGCUGAGUACUUAGCGAGGGCGAAGUAA
This is a messenger RNA of Leishmania mexicana MHOM/GT/2001/U1103, 2220 nucleotides long. RefSeq lists its product as hypothetical. Lineage: Eukaryota; Euglenozoa; Kinetoplastea; Trypanosomatida; Trypanosomatidae. Bases 1 to 2220 code for a protein of 739 amino acids. The transcript has a single exon. The record is from RefSeq and is a predicted model, not a curated record.